ACAAUUACUAUUGUGUUAAGAAUGUUAUUCGGUUAAGUUGUUUCAAUUGAUGAUAGAAUUGAAGAAUUAUUCCUGAAAAUGUCAAACAAUGAUUAAAGUAUUUAUAAAAAGAAUCAAUAAAUAAACAAAAAUGAGUAAACUUACCAAAUCAGAUAUUUAUCAGGGAUUAUUUCCUAUUUAUCAUCUAAGUAAAGUAUCAGGUUUAUUACCUGUGAGAUUUGUUCACCAAAGAAAUGAUCGAUACAUAGGUCGUAUUCAUGUAAUUGACAUAGUUCUCAGUAUUUUUCUGCUCGUACUGUUUAUAGUUCUGGAGAUAUGGGGUCUUUGGAGAGAUCUUCGAGAUGGCUGGGUGAAUAGUACGAGAUUAAAACAUCAAACUGCAGUGAAUAUUACAGUUGGAGAUGUUUGUGCUGUUGCUCUUUUGGCGACUGUUGGAGUACUUGGUGCUCCCUUUCGGUGGAAGUAUAUUCAGGAAAUGAUUUCUCGUUUUGUUCAUGCUGAUGAUAAACUGGGAUUCAUUAAUUUGAAAAAAACCAGAAGAUUUGCUAUCAUUUUGGCAACUGCUACAAUAAUAUGCUUCAUAAUUCUUGCUUCCCUUGACAUUUACGUGUGGGAUGCUCAAACUAAAGCAAAAAGAAAAAUGUCAGAUAAAGGACCGAUUAAUUAUACGCCUGUUUAUUUUCUCUAUUUCCAAGCGCUCAUGAUUGAAAUUCAAUGUACUAUAGCUACUUACAAUCUUAAUGAACGCUUUAUAAGGCUAAACAAAAACUUGGAAAAUUUAUUGAAAAGCAUGAAAAAUACUUCUCGCAAAGAUAUUAGCCUUAUUGGAGAUCCUAUUAUUGAAACUGAUAAAAUUCCAGUUACUAUUUUAAGACCAGAGAUGCAUAGUAAAUCUGCAAAGAGAGUUUUCAGGACUCCUAAAAAACCAGAAUGGACUAAUGAAAGAGAUGCUGCUGAAAUAGCUGAUUCUUUAUCACAAUUGAUCAGUAUUCACUCGUCCUUGUGUGAUAUAAAUCUUCUCAUAAAUAAAGCAUUUGGGUUUCCAAUCCUUGUUGUAGGAAUCACUUGUCUUCUUCACUUAAUUAUUACACCAUAUUUCUUGAUGAUGGAGGCAAACAAUGAAAGAGAAGGAAUUUUUAUAUUUGUUCAAUGCUUAUGGUGUAUCCUACAUAUUUACAGAAUGCUUAUGGUCGUUCAGCCAUGUUAUGCAACAACUAAAGAGUCUAAGAACACUGCUGUUCUUAUCAGUCAACUUCUAACAUAUUCAUGGCAACCAGAUGUACGAAAACAAUUGGAAAUAUUUUCAUUACAACUUUUACAUAGGCCAUUAAAUUUUAGUGCUUGUGGAUUGUUUUCAUUAGAUAGAGCACUUGUUACCUCGAUGGCAGGUGCAGUAACAACUUAUUUAGUAAUAUUAAUACAAUUCCAAAAAGCUGAUGAUUCAAAAGAUAAUACAAAUAACAUGUUAAAAAAUGCAACAUUACUUUUAAGAAAUGUGUCAUCACUUCAUAAUACAACAGGAUUUAGGCUUUCAUAA
Messenger RNA from Chelonus insularis, 1537 nucleotides. Its product is annotated as gustatory receptor for sugar taste 43a-like. Gene Ontology annotation, biological process: chemosensory behavior; sensory perception of taste; male courtship behavior. Lineage: Eukaryota; Metazoa; Arthropoda; Insecta; Hymenoptera; Braconidae. Gene Ontology annotation, cellular component: membrane; dendrite; neuronal cell body. The transcript has 5 exons. Bases 131 to 1537 code for a protein of 468 amino acids. The record is from RefSeq and is a predicted model, not a curated record.